Verruconis gallopava is the source of this 2011-nucleotide messenger RNA. RefSeq lists its product as hypothetical. Gene Ontology annotation, biological process: signal transduction; positive regulation of protein phosphorylation; cell division. The transcript is spliced from 2 exons. The coding region runs from base 794 to 1657 and encodes 287 amino acids. The record is from RefSeq and is a predicted model, not a curated record. Lineage: Eukaryota; Fungi; Ascomycota; Dothideomycetes; Venturiales; Sympoventuriaceae. Gene Ontology annotation, cellular component: nucleus; cytoplasm. Gene Ontology annotation, molecular function: protein kinase activator activity.
CGCGCUGCCCUCUCCUCGCCCCCUCCAGCGCUCAACAGGUUCUCGUUCUGCCUGGCCCGUCUGCCCGCUGCCUGCUCGCCGUGACCGCCUGUGCCGUCACGGCGACGACCACGACUGCUGCUGUCACGGGCAGCAUCCCCAUCGCCAUCCCCAUCGCUGUCAUCACCACCAUCCUCCCCUUUGUCUCCUGCCUCUGGCCAUGAUCCCGCACCGUCACAGCCCGACUCGCACCCGGCCAGCUGCUGGGCGAGGCCAUUGUUCCCCUGGACGUUCUCGCUGGCCCAACCCCCCCAGCUCCCGUUGCACGUGGCCCGCACACCCUCCCGCCUUAAGUCGAGUCCAGCCAGCUACUGCAACCGUCUGAAUCUCGCUGCAGAUGGGCGGCGCGUGUUGCAGGGCGGUCAGGACUAGAUCUCGGCCGGCGUGUGAUGCUGCACUUUGGUGCUCCUCGCCCGCCUAGGAUCCGCACUGGCACACGCCCUCCCCCCCAUCGCCACCGUUCUCCGCCGCUCCAGCAACCCAGUGACCUGCAUUUCGGUUUCAGAACAGGAUCGCCGCGCUCCAACUCGUUUCCUUUCUUUCCCUUUGCUGGCUAACCGUUUGAACCUUUGCUAACCCUUCCCUCUUUGCUCACCAUACCAGGCGCCAGGGUUUUGCAGGCAGAAACAAUAAGAGCCAAGCGGGCAAAGGCAAUGGGCAGGGCGUUUCGUCGCCCACCACUCUGUCCAGUCCAAGUUCCUCGCUAGCGCCGUCCCUUCCAUCUGUCCCGCACUCACCAGGCUUAAGCUCAACAAUGUCGUACGAGAACAUCCCCGCCGCCGACAGCCAGCCGUCGCUGCAGCGGCGUCCACCCUUCUUCUUCAGAGAGGAAUAUUCGAACCUCAUCGUCAAGGGCAAUUUCAUGACCCUCGCCGCCAAGCCCGUGCUCGUGGACGAGGGAGAAUGGCUUGCGCACCAAGUCGUCGAGCAGUUCCGCCUUCUGGACGGCAUGAUCCAGAUCAUUCGCACCGUUGACGAAAAGACGGGCCUGCCCAUCUGUAACAUGGACAGCUGCCCCACCAUGUCCGCCGCCGGCCACACGUACACCUGGCUGGACAACAACAAACGUCCGAUCAAGAUCCCGGCCCACCAGUACAUCCAGCUGGUCCAGAAAUGGAUCGUCGGUAAGAUCAAUGAUCCGAACAUCUUCCCAACAGACAUGUCCGGUCCCGGUCAGUACGCCUCCGGCGGGGUGUCUACACCCGGAUCAAAUACGCCCAUCCCAGCUGGACCGACCACGAGCAGUGCGCCGCUGUCGACGCUUGCCGGACGAGAUUGGCUCGGCAAGGCUGCUGGCUUUCCCGAGAGCUUUGAGACGGACAUUCGAAGCAUCUACAGACAAAUGAUGCGAUGUUACGCCCACAUCUAUCACGGCCACUGGCUUGACCCCUUCUGGCACAUCAAUGCCUACAAGGAACUGAACACGUGCUUUAUCCACUUCGUCAACGUCGGCAAGGUGUUUGGCCUGCUCGGCGACAAGGAGAUGGAGCCAAUGCAGCCGCUGAUUGACAUAUGGACUGCGAAGGGCCUGCUUCCCACAGCACCCGCCAGCCAGGCAACGCCCGCGAGACAGGAGCCAGCUGCGGCGGCGACUCCGGCGAUAGGCACGGCGUCUUGAUCGCAAUAUGAAGCGUGUUACAUUCUCAUUGUGGAUUGCAAAGCAGAAUUCUCAUCGUAAAGCAUGAUUUGCACAGCAUCUUUGUCGGAAUUUUGCGGGGGCACCGCGGCAUCAGGCGGAGUUGCAGAGGACGCGAGGAGAUCUACAAGGCAUCUCUUACUCUGGUAAAGGCAUCAUCGAGUCCCGGCGCGGCUUAUUCAUGGAAUGUGAGGGGAGGAAACGCAGCGGGGGACUUUGGAGAACAUGUGUUUCUUUCUCUUUGGGACAGCCGGCAGGGGAACGUGAGAAAAUAGACGUCAUGACCAUAAAAAGCACGAGUCAAGUUAGCCAGAGAAUCAAUUCUCCACGUUUGAA